AUGGACAAGCCGUUGUUGACGUCUGUUUAGGGAAGUCUAUCGGCGACCUUUUCACUGACCUUGGCUUAAUCCCGAGACCCUUAUUCCUCUGACUCAUGUGGGUGUCGCCCUUGGCAUCGAGGCACAUCUCAAGGACUCUUUCAAGCUUACCAUCCCGUCAUAAUUAUAAAAACUGUACACGGCUCAGCUCUCACUGUGUCAAUCCCAUCAGACGAGGACUUUGCGCUUCUCCCUUUUCCACAAUGAGUGAUCCAGACCAGCCUUUACGUUACGUUGAUAUUGGGAUCAACCUGGGAGAUCCGGUCUUUAGAGGAGAGUACCAUGGAAAACAGGUCCAUGAGGAUGACAUGGAAGAUAUCAUCGAGCGUGCGCGUGAAGUCGGCUGUUCGAAAUUUAUGGUGACAGGAUCAGACCUGGAAGAGUCAAGACAUGCUGUUGAUAUUGCUCAGAGAUACCCCGGCUUUUGUUAUGCGACUGUCGGGGUGCACCCCUGCCAGGCAAAGCAUUUUGAAAGCUUCCCCGGUGGACCGUCAAAGCUGCUCGAGGAGCUGAAAACCUUGGCCCUGGAAUCAAAAGCAGCCGGCCACACUGUGGCCUUUGGCGAGAUCGGCCUUGACUAUGAUCGGCUGUUCUUGAGCCCCAUGGAUCAGCAGUUGAAAUACUUUGAAGCUCAGCUCGAUCUCGCCGUGGAAAUCCAACUGCCUCUCUUUCUUCACUCGCGUGCUGCCAGCGAGGAUUUCGAACGCUUGCUUGCACCAAGGCUCGCCAAACUUCCCAAGGGUGGCCUGGUCCAUAGUUUUACUGGGACACUUGACGAAAUGAAUCGGCUCGUUGCCUUGGGACUCGAUAUUGGGGUCAACGGGUGUAGUAUGAAGACGGAAGAGAAUCUGGAAGUCGUUAAAGCCAUUCCUCUUGAGCGGCUUCAAAUCGAAACCGAUGGUCCUUGGUGUGAGAUUCGGCCUUCACAUGCAUCCUCAAAGUAUCUCGAAGGCGCUCCUGCUUUGCCGAAAGCCGUCAGGAAGGAGAAGUGGCAGAAGGGAUGUAUGGUAAAGGGUCGCAAUGAACCUAUCGCAAUUGCUCACGUUGCCCAUGUCAUUGCGAAGGUCAAAGGAAUCACUGCUACCGAGGUUUGCCAAGCUGCCUGGAAAAACUCCAUUAGGAUGUUCGGUUUGGGAGAAGAAGAAGAAGAAGCGUGAUAGUCCCUCACUUACCCACCUCAAUGUGCAAAUGACUUUCUUUUUCUCUAAUUAGAUUCAGCAUUGAUGACAUCCAUGUAUUAGAAAGUUGUAUCUAGCGCUGGUGCUAUAGAGUUCCCGAUUAGCAGAUUUGAACUGAAUGAAUAAAUGCUACAUCCUUGCCUUUAAGGCCA
Molecule: messenger RNA, 1369 nt
Organism: Penicilliopsis zonata CBS 506.65
Lineage: Eukaryota; Fungi; Ascomycota; Eurotiomycetes; Eurotiales; Aspergillaceae
Exons: 6
Coding region: 243-1196 (317 amino acids)
Cellular component (GO): cytosol
Molecular function (GO): 3'-5'-DNA exonuclease activity
Source: RefSeq, a predicted model, not a curated record